Molecule: messenger RNA, 3543 nt
Organism: Metarhizium robertsii ARSEF 23
Lineage: Eukaryota; Fungi; Ascomycota; Sordariomycetes; Hypocreales; Clavicipitaceae
Product: RasGEF domain-containing protein
Exons: 2
Coding region: 1-3543 (1180 amino acids)
Biological process (GO): Ras protein signal transduction; positive regulation of GTPase activity
Cellular component (GO): plasma membrane
Molecular function (GO): protein binding; guanyl-nucleotide exchange factor activity
Source: RefSeq, a predicted model, not a curated record
AUGACUCCCCCAACCACUCCGAAUGGCUCCCAGGAGGAUCUGUCUCCAGAGCCUACUGGCGCGCCAAUUUUUCACAAUUUUUUGAGGGCCUUUUAUCCCUUCCAUCCAAGCUAUGCUGUAUCAGACUCGAGCGUGACUCUCCCCUUGGAUGAAGGAGAUGUUGUCUUAGUACACUCAGUUCACACCAAUGGAUGGGCGGAUGGAACGUUACUGGCAUCUGGCGCAAGGGGGUGGCUGCCAACUAACUACUGCGAAGCCUAUGAGCCGGAGGACAUGCGAAAUCUGCUCAAGGCGCUUCUCAAUUUCUGGGAUUUGCUUCGAAGCACCUCGAUCAACGAUAGCGAAAUGUUUCGGAAUCAAGAGUUUAUGAAGGGCAUCAUUGCCGGUGUGCGGUUCCUCCUGGAACGAACUGGCUGUUUGAAUAGAGAGUCAAGUGUCGUGCAACGGAGCGACGCCUUGCGUAAAGGACGCAAGUCAUUAUUGUCCGAAUUGUCAUCAUUGGUGAAAACGGCCAAACGGUUACAGGAGAGCCAAAAUGGAACUCUGUAUCCUCCCGAGGAUGCUAAUGAUAUUAUUGACGAAAUGAUUCUGCGAGCUUUCAAAAUUGUGACGAAGGGUGUCCGAUUUCUUGAUGCACUGGAGGAGGAUAGACGGUCCCGUGUACCAGCAUCAGUUACUGUCAUGGCAACUGUUGCUGAAGAAUCAUUCAUACCGCCAACACCGCCUGCAGAUCGAACCCAUUUCGAGGACCAGAAGUUGAACAAUGCUUCCAGUGAAACAGGCUCACGUGCCUCGACGACUGACAAGGGCAACAGUGUCACGAGUUUGGCGACGCCAGAUUCCGCUGAAGGCGGCUGCGACUCGCUCGGGCCCUGGGCUCGGCGCAUGUCGUCUCUCAGCGCACAAAGCAACCACAGUCCUUUGACGAGCUCUGGCCAAAGCGGAAAUCCACAAAGCAGCUUGCAGAGCCACCGCCUGUCUGCAGGAAUGGCGCACAGAGUUUCACUUGCUGGGCCAUCCCCUUUAUCCCGACCACACCAUCUGGUAUCCGAACGCCUCAGCCGCAGUCAUGACAAAUUUCUCUCACACCUUGGCUCGUUCAUCGGUAGACUACACCUACAGUCACAAUCACGACCAGAGUUAUCAUUCGCCAUCAAGCAGUCGGCUACUUCGGGCGGGGAACUACUUGCUGUGAUGGAUCAUGUAUGUGCCUAUAACAACUCCAGUGUGGCCUCUUUGAGCAAGGCUCGCGUGGCUAUGUUUGAGCGUAUCCAGAUUCUUGUCAUUUCAGCACGAGAUACGCUGGCCAACGCUGCGACAGAAGGUGCGGAUUUGAUCAUGCCACAAGACAAUGGAAUCUUGCUUAUGGCUGCCACUGGUUGUGUCAGAGUAGCUGGUGAAUGUGUUGCUAAAACGAAGGCCGCUAUUGAACGCGUUGGAGACUUCGAAUUUGAGGUUGAAGGCUUUUCUCUGGGUAUUGAUUUGAGCAUCCUCGAUAUUGCAGAAGAACGAGCUAGAACACCUUCGGUUGCCGAACGAUCAGACGCGGUUAGCAGCACUGCCGAAUCAUUUCAGACCUGCGAAUUGUCUGUUGUAGCACCACGACGACUUGUUGCUCCUGCCGCCACUGACAAACCGCUUCCACGAGUUCCCCGUCUCAGCAUUCCUGAGAACAUAGUUCGCCAAUGCAGCUCUCCUAUUUCUUCUCGACCUUCUUCCAUACACGACGACAAUGCUUCCAGCGUUGCUUCUUCAGUCUCAUCGAUUCGUCCAGCAUUGCCGACACCACUCAAAUCCGCCAAUGCACCAAACCAUUUUGAACAGAGCGAGUUGGGUAUUGACACUUCGAAAAUAGAACAGGAACAGCAUGCAGCUCGUUUUGACACCCUAAUUGCCUCAAGCGCGGGAAGCAGCGGUACGUAUCUCAGCAGGGACUCGGAGGCGAGCGUUGCAUCACAGACUUCUACUCGUGCAACGACUCCGGACCACCUCCUAGCACCUCGUAACCAGCCGUCCAUGUCAGAUAUGAGUGCCACGGGAAGCUUAUCACAAACGGACGAACAUGAUGAUGUGGAAACGAGGCUCUUGGAGAAGACUUUUGCUCAUGAGCUUAUGUUUAACAAAGAGGGCCAAGUGACCGGCGGCUCACUUCCAGCUCUGGUUGAGCGCUUGACAACGCAUGAAUCCACACCGGACGCCACUUUCGUAUCGACCUUCUUUCUCACUUUCCGUUUAUUCUGCACGCCAAUAAAGCUCACGGAGGCUUUGGUCGAACGGUUUGACUACGUUGGCGAGUUCCCUCACAUGGCUGGUCCAGUCAGACUCAGGGUCUACAACGCGUUCAAGGGGUGGCUUGAGUCACAUUGGCGAGACCAAACUGAUCGAGAGGCUUUGAAAUUAAUUAUCCCUUUUGCCGAGUUGAAGCUUACUUCUGUUCUCUUAUCUGCUGGGCGCCGGUUACUAGAACUGGCCAAGAGGGUCUCUGGAGAAGGCUCCCUCGUCCCGCGGCUUGUAUCAUCGAUGGGCAAGACCAACACAUGUAUCGCGCAGUAUGUGCCUGCAGAUACUCCUCUUCCUCACCCUGCAAUCUCUAAGAGCCAACAACACCUGCUCACUGCUUUUCGAACUGGGGGCAGUGGGCCAAGUCUGCUUGACCUCGAUCCUCUUGAGGUUGCGCGACAACUGACGAUCAAACAAAUGAGCAUCUUUUGCUCCAUUUUGCCGGAAGAGCUACUGUCAUCACAGUGGAUGAAGAAGGGUGGCGUUGAUGCCCCAAAUGUGAAGGCUAUGUCAGCCUUGUCAACGGAUCUUUCUAAUCUGGUUGCUGAAACCAUUCUUCAGCACUCUGAAAUCAAGAAGCGCGCCGCAAUUAUAAAGCAGUGGAUCAAGAUAGCCCACCAGUGUCUUGAACUUCAUAACUACGAUGGCCUCAUGGCUAUUAUUUGCACCCUGAAUAGCAGUACAAUUAGCCGACUGCGCAAAACAUGGGAUGCCGUAUCUACCAAGCGGAAGGAGAUGCUUCGGCAUUUACAAGGGAUUGUGGAGCCCGCGCAGAACAACAAGGUCUUACGCACUCGGCUUCAUGACCAUGUGCCACCAUGUCUUCCCUUUCUUGGAAUGUAUUUGACCGACUUGACCUUUGUUGACAUUGGUAACCCUGCUACCAAACAAAUGUCCCUUGGUACGGAUAGCGAGGAAGACGGAUCUGGCGGCCUGACUGUGGUCAACUUUGAUAAACACACACGUACCGCUAAAAUCAUCGGCGAGCUGCAGCGUUUUCAGAUUCCAUAUAGACUUAUGGAAGUCCCCGAGAUGCAGGACUGGAUUACCGCACAGAUCAACCGCGUGCGCGAGGGUGACCAGGGAAACGUCCAGGUUACCUACUACCGGAAGAGCCUCCUACUUGAACCUCGUGAGAGUGCUCCUCGACGAGAUGCAGAACCCCCGACUCCUGUCACCUCUGGGGCAGGACCCUCCAGAGGAGACCUCUUUGGGUGGAUGUCUCGUGAUCGAGGUCAAACGCCAACCCCGGCUCAGGGCUAA